Messenger RNA from Eurytemora carolleeae, 4014 nucleotides. Its product is annotated as probable G-protein coupled receptor Mth-like 3. Bases 424 to 2757 code for a protein of 777 amino acids. The transcript is spliced from 27 exons. Lineage: Eukaryota; Metazoa; Arthropoda; Copepoda; Calanoida; Temoridae. The record is from RefSeq and is a predicted model, not a curated record. Gene Ontology annotation, molecular function: G protein-coupled receptor activity. Gene Ontology annotation, cellular component: membrane. Gene Ontology annotation, biological process: cell surface receptor signaling pathway; G protein-coupled receptor signaling pathway.
CUUAACCAGUUUGUUACCAACCUAAAACUUGUAUUCAAAUGAGAAAUACAUCUAAGAAAGGAAAAAGUGAAAAAAUGAUCUCAAAAUUACAAAUGUGAACGCUUUAAAAUAUUAAAAUUGAGAGUUCCAAAACUAUUGUGAAAGUACAUGGUUUUAAUGUUUAUGAAUUUUAAUCAGCUGAUAUAAACCGGUUGUCAGAUGAUUUGACUGAUAAACAGCUGACUUUUACUGAUUUUCAGCUGAUUUUUACUGAUUUUCAGCUGCAAUUUUUACUGAUGUUUAGCUGAUUUGAUUAUUAAUCAGCUGUUUUACUGAUGUUUAGCUGAUUUGACUAGUCAUCAGCUGUGUUGAUUGAUUAACAGCUGAUAUGUAUUGACAAACAUCUGAUAUCAGAUGUUUGUAAAUAAGAUGGUGACGAGGUGAAUGACCAAAAUGUUUAGUCUGGUGAUAAAUCUCCCUGUUCUAGCCGCAGUAUCGGCAGUUAAUCUGGAGCACCAUUAUGUAAGUAAAUGUUGCCCCGGAUCAUUCAUUCUUGACAGUACAGGGAAUAAUUGCGUUGAGGGGGGAAAUAAAGAUAUAAUUUUCCCCCCUCCCUUCACUGUUCUUUAUAAAGAUGAAUAUAUGACUAGUAGUGAAUAUGCUGUUACACGAGGGGAUUUCAUGGGAAAAUGCAGUUUAGGACAAGUUGAAGUGAAAAGAGUCGAUAUUUUAUCAACGGACGGCAGAUAUCUUGUAGGGGAGCUAAAGAAUGGAAGUCAGUAUUUAGAGGAUUGGGAAUAUUAUGACUGCGCGGAUUUUCUAAUUGAAGACGACAUAUUUCAUCUUGUAAUCGUCAAAUGCGAAGGAGUUGGAAACCUGGGAUGUCUGGAAAGUACUUGUAUUCAGAAAUGCUGCCCGUUUGGAUUUUCUUUAACAAGUUUAGGAUGUGUGGAGGAGGAGCAAAUGGAUUAUAAACCAACAUCUUUAAUUCUAACUUAUUAUAAUGGAUCAGAGGUUUUAUCUCUUCAAGAUGAAGUUAUAAAGAUAAAAACAGAUUUCUACAAUAUUCUUUCAACUCUCAACCACAGUACCCGCGGGUGGGAGUGCUCUGAUGUAUAUAUUCUCAAUGAAAACGAGUUUAAUAUUCUUCUCAAUGGAAGUUUACAUCAUCUAGAGUUCGAGAUAACUGAUGUGUACUGCACUGACACUUAUGAUACUGGAAACGGAACUAGAGAACUAUUUUUAGUCAGAUGUGUAGCAGAGGUUGAAGAAGAAAAGAAAUAUUUAGCUGAUCCUGCUUGGGAGAAUAGGAGGAUGAUGAGACUGAUUCAUAUUGUUCUAAUUAGUAUUAGUCUACUUGCAAUUUUUGCAACAUUAGUAGUUUACUUGAUUCUACCAGAUUUACAGAACCUUCACGGCAAAAUUAUUAUCAGUAACUUGGUGGCUAUGGGACUAGUUUACUUGUUUCUAAUUGUCAAUCAUUCUACACCCUUGGAUACUAUAUCAAUACCACUGUGCAUAGGUGUAGGGUAUACAGGAUACUGUUCGAUACUCUGUAUGAUUGUAUGGAUGACAACAAUGUGCGCUGACCUUUGCUGGACUUUUUCAAGGGCUAAAAUACCUGUCCAUGAAACUGAAAACAAAAAAUUCCUCAUUUACAGUAUUAUUUCAUGGGGUGUUCCAGUUGUAGGAACUAUUGCUCUGUUUUUGUUCCAAGUUUAUCUACCAGAAUCUUCAAAACUAAAUCCAAGGGUUGGACAUUUUCAAGGUGAAUGUUUUGUUGCCAGAGCCGGAGAUAGAAUCAGGCUCCUGUUGUACAUACCUAUCCUUGUUCUGAUGAUCAUCAAUGUAUGUCUUUUCAUCAUAAUAGUUGGAUCUAUUUUCAUCAGUAAGGUGAAAACUAGAGGAAUACGGACAUCUACAAGGAGUGACAAGAAAGGAAAAGAAGGGAACAGGAUAACUCAGAAAACCAAAGAACAACUGAAACUGUACAUGAAACUGUUCCUCGUUGUUGGCCUGCUCUGGGCGGGGGAGAGUAUUCAUCAUCUUGUACAUGAUCAUCAUUUAGACCAGACUGAUUUUGGGAACGGUUCUGUGUCUGAUAUGGUUCAACACAACGUGUCUGGUACAAUUCCUGAAUCUCCAUCCCACGAAGUUCUCUUCAGCAUUAUUGAUUGCUUGAACUUACUCAGAGGUGUAUUUCUUUUCCUGAUAUUCGUCUGUAAGCGGAACGUUUUCAACAAGCUUAGAGAUAAAUUUAGUGGAAAACCAAACAAAGGUGGGCUCAGACAAGGGUCCAGUAAUAAAACUGUUUGUUCUAAGCUCUCAGUAAAUAACAUGCUGGACAAGGGCAGUGGAAAAGAAAGGGGAAAUUUUGGACUAAACCUGGCCAAAACUGGACAAGAGGAAGCCAAGAGUGUACAACUGGCCAAAAAUGGACACGACGCAACUAAUGAGGGCAAAUCUCUGACCAAAAAUGAACAAGAAUUAACAAAAAAUGGGUCUAUUCGGGCCAAAAGCGGACUAAAUGAAACUAAGUUAAGACAUGAUCAGGCCAAAAAUGGACAGAAAAAAACUAACCUAAGACCUAGUCUGUCCAAAAGUGGAAAAAGCUGGGCCAAAUAUGAACAUCAACAGAAUGAAAAAAUGUCGAAAGAAAUAGAAAAUGACAAAAAUGUCAAAGAGAAAGUUGAAUUAGGAAGAGUCGAAGAAGAAAACCAUGAAAUUGAUUUUAGUUCAAAGGAAUCUGAACCUGAUGAUUUAAUAAGAAAAUGCUGAAUUUAGAAAAUAACUUAAAGUUUUCCUUCUUUUCCAUCAUCUUCCCGACUACAUUAUACUUUAUAUUCUUUUAAAUUUGUUCUACUAUACUAAUAUGGUAAGUUUUGAGACACGGGACAAUAAAAUUAGAGAUAAUUUUUUUGUCCCUGCUGGAUUAAAAGCAUUGUUCUCACAAAGGAUUAAAUUGUAAAGACGACUUGCAGUCUUCUCCCUUGAAUAUGGUCUUUAAAUGGCUUAUUUAAUGAUUUAGUAAAGAAUGAAAGAACUUUUACAGACCGUAAAUAUUCCGUACAGUCGUCGCUGAAGUAUCAUCCUCCUCAUAAAUUUCACUUGAAGAGGAUCAUUCAUUAAUCGUACAGUCCCGUUUUGUCUCAUAUUGUCUGUAUAUGUACUGUACUGCUUGCCCUGACUGGUUGAAAUUCGGCCCGGUACAUAAAUGAACUGUUAUGUACCGUGUUCCAGGUAACCCUGUGCAUAAAUAGUUAAUUUAAUUCUGGUGAGCAAUCGUAAACCAAGUUCUCUAUUUUGUAUUUUUGAUCAAUGUACCUUUAUAAAUGUAAAGCCUUUAAUGUGAAAUGUAUCUCUGUUUUAUGUAGAAAAAAAUGUGGCCAAUCACUCCAAUUUGUUUGUAAAUUUAUUGAACUUCUUAAGGGUUAAGUCACAACAUUUUAAAAUUGAGUUUAAAUUUUAUAGUUAUAUACAUUAAUCCCAACUCAAUUCUCAAAAUAUCUCGUCUUACCCUUGGGACUCUACAAUGCCGAUUCACUACAGUACCCUUGAAACCUUUAUCUGAUUCAUAAUGUUAAACAUAUUAUAUAUUUCCUAGGUUUAAAUGUUAAAUUGAAGGGUCAAUAGUUAAUCUUAGUCUUGUGGGCAAGUCUAACGACUAACCCAUGAACCACCAAGUUUUCUAUUUUGUAUUCUAUAAAUGUGAAAUGUAUAUUGUAUUAUAUGUAUUAAGAAAUGUGUCAGAUUUAACUUUUGUAAUUGGGUCCCAUAGUGCACUAAACCUUGCACCUUCAAUUGUGAACAAAAAAUAUAUAUAUAUAUUAUAUUAUGAAAUAAAUCAAAUGCCAGAUACGUUUCCUAGUAUAAUUUAAUAGGUAACUUAUCAAACUUUUUUUUUAAUUCUCUCACUAUUAAUUUUUUUUUAGUUCGAUAUUAAAUAUUUUAAAAUUUGAUAAUGCAUUUCAAAAAACUUAUUAAGUAAAGUUGACCAAUUUCACAAGAGAUGAAGAAAAAAUAUUUACAAAAAUU